AUGUCAACCGUAGAAAGAUCGUUAUCAUCAUCAUCGGAACAUGUGGAUCCUAUUCUACAAAUAAUUAUUAUGGAAUUUACUCCAUUGGUUGAUGAAUCGAUUAUUAGAGAUUUAUAUUUGGAGAAUGGAUGUGAUUUUGAUAAAACUAUCAAUGAAUUAUAUUUCAUCUUGUCAUCUAAUGAUCCUUCUAUUUCGGAUAUAGAAUCCAAUGCAGAUUCUCUAAAUAAUAUUUCUAAUGUGGCAACAUUUAGUGAUAGUGAUAAUUAUCAAGAUUUUUCACUUCAUUCACCAAUUAAUAGAGAUGAUGAAAACAAUGUAUUACUACUUUACCAUAUGUUUAAAGAUAUUAAAAGUGGAGAUGAAGAUUUAAUUGAAAAGGAUUUUAUUCAAUUUUUAUAUGAAGAGAAUGACAAGGAUUUAUUUCAAACUAUGGAAGUAUUACGUAGAGCAUUAUGUAGUCAAUAUGAUGAUAUUUCUAUUCCAGAAACUAGUGUAAAUAAUAAUCAAAAACAACCUUCAUCGUUAUUUGCUGCAAUUGAACGAAAUAAGCCACUUAGUGAAAUGGCACGAGAAUUACCAGUGUAUUUUAUAGUAGAAGAUGAACAAGAAAAGAAAAAGAAACAAAAACAAAAGCAAAAACAGAAAACAAGCGAAAAGAAAAAGAAGGUUGAAAUGGAAACUAAGGACAAACAACAAAAAAUGAAACAAUUAUGUGAAAUAUUCCCAAAUAUUGACAGAUCCAUGAUAGAAUCUCAGUUAAUUGCUAGUAAUUUCAGUGUUGAAGAAGCUACCUUGUAUAUUUUAAAUCAAACCACUAAAUCAUCUGGUAAUAAUCAAAAGAAGAAACCUAGUAAUAAUGGUAGAGGUGUUGUAAGAAACGAUUUACUUGUUGGUGGGUCUAGAUGGAGUACUAAUAGUGGCUCUAUUUCUCCAACCUCUACUCCUAAGUCAAACCUCAGUUUGCAAAUGAAAAAACAAAAAUUAUCCGAUCUUAUCAAAGGAAAGGGUGUAUCUCUCGAGUUUGCAACUGAAAUUUUUGCUCAAUGCAAUGAAAACUUGACCAAUACCAUUGAAACACUUGCAGAAAUGUAUCCUAAUCAAUUUAAGAAUCAAUCAUCUAGUGAAGAUUUACUAAUCAAGCCAACUAGUCAAGAAGUUAUCUAUGGUACCACUAUUGGUCCACAAUCAGCUGUUUUACCAUCCAAUAUUGUAAAUGUUAAUGAGAAUAAUUCUAGAAAUCAAUCAAGAAUUGCAUUGGAUGAGCUUAUGCAAAAGAGAAAGCAUUUCCAACUACCUGACUUGGUUGACACUGAAUCUAGUUAUUUGCAAGCAUCUAAUCAAUAUACAAAAUUAAGAGAUAAGUUUAUGGAGCUUGCUGUCAGAGCACAACAAAAUGGAAAUUAUGGAUUGGCGACAAACUACAUGUCUAAAGCAAGACAAUACUCAAUAAUUGUUGAAAAUUGUCAUGAUAGAGCAAAUGAAAUUUCAGUAAGAGAGCAAACAGGAGGAAAGAUGAUAACAAGGCCAAGAAAUCUCGAUUUGCAUGGUUUGGUUUUACAAGAUGCCUUGGAAACAUUAGAAGAAUUCCUUAACAAGAUGAGAAAUUCAUGUGAGAAGGUUAAUAUUAUUACAGGUUCAGGAAAACACUCCAAGAACAACCAGCCUGUUUUGUUACCUGCAGUUAAUCAAUACUUGUUAGAAAAUGGAUAUGAUUUUAAACAGCUAGGAAAAGGUGUGUUCCAAGUUAAAUUCAGAUAG
This is a messenger RNA of Naegleria gruberi, 1758 nucleotides long. RefSeq lists its product as uncharacterized. NCBI's taxonomy places the organism in Eukaryota, Heterolobosea, Eutetramitea, Acrasida, Naegleriidae. The transcript is spliced from 2 exons. The record is from RefSeq and is a predicted model, not a curated record. Gene Ontology annotation, molecular function: ubiquitin binding. The coding region runs from base 1 to 1758 and encodes 585 amino acids.